CUCCCUCUCUCUCUAUCACCGCCUUUCAGAUCUUUAAAAGCUGCUGCUCUGUGCGUUUCUCAGGAUCGUGUCCUCUGGCACUCUGGCUGAACGGAGCACCGAGCAAGGAGAAAAGAGAAGCAGAUCUCCAGAAAUAGCAUCGGCCAAGGAGCACGUACGAACGGCGAAGGAGCAUGGAGUCCCACAGCGCAAAGAUGCCUUUGCUCUUGAACUUGAUGGCUGUUGUCCUGUUGCUCAUCGCUCACUGUGGAUCCUGGACUCUGGCCAGUCGCUUGGGUCCACAUAAGAUCUGCCCGUCCUGCAAAGACUCUCGAGCUUCUCGGGACCCUGUCGGGGCAGCCAACACAGCUGUGCUGGCUUUAGGGGAGCCAUGCGGCGUUUACACGCUGAGCUGUGCCAAGGGCCUGCGCUGCAUGCCUCCACCACGCGACCACAGCCCACUCCAGGCUCUGCUGCAGGGCCGAGGCGUAUGCACCAAGCAGAUCAGGACGAGUCCCACCGAAAAACCCCACCCUACAGGUCCACAUCCUUCCCACAGCGGUGAAAUUGAAAAGGCUCCGUGCCGGAAGCUGCUCAACGCCGUGCUGCGUGGCCUCGAGCUCACUGUUUUCCAGUCCGAUCGUGACAUCUACAUCCCCAACUGCGACACUCGUGGCUACUACAGGAAAAAGCAGUGUCGGUCCUCUAAAGGCAUGCAGCGCGGUCACUGCUGGUGCGUGGACGAAUUAGGCGUCACCCUACCAUCCCAAGCUGGAGACGACGGCACUUUACCGUGUGAUGGAGAGUGAGACGGGGCACGCGGUGCCACAAUUCUGAGCCAGGAGGAAGAAGAGGAAGAGGAGGGGAGGGGCGUAAGGGAGACGGGAGGACAAGCCGCUCGUGCUAGACACUGCCUGGCCAGGAGACACCAGGGGAAAACCACUCAACACGGGAAACACACGCUCUUCGCUCAAACACUCCAUCCACCGCAACAACUGAAGGUUCACGUCACUGCCAUACGCCUCUGCAGGUCCUGCAGUGUGUAAGCACAGAGCCAAUGAGACACUCCAUCACUCCACCCGUGGUAGAUCACUUCGAAACGAGACUCUACACCCUGGCCACUUAGUAGCGUCCAUUUUUCUGUGAUAGCCAUCACUGCCUGUGUCUUGUGUAUCUCUGAGUAGGCCGUAAAUACUGUUAAAGCGGGCGUGGGCGCCAUUUUUCUCUCCGCCUCCCCUGCCAUCCCCUCUCCCUCUCUCCAAAGAUACACUGACUAAAUUAACAUGUACGAAAGCAAAUUAUGCCUUUACAUUUAAUUUAUUCCGGAGUAUUAUUGUAUUUCCUUGGAGACGUUCAUGUAUUUCAUGUAACCAAGACAUCAACUCUGCCGUGUGUGCACGUGAUUUGGGAAAACAUUCAGUCCUUUCUGUUGUGACAGUCUGAGCAUUAAUACAUACAUUGUUUGUACAUAAAUCCUUUUUUUUUUUUUGUGGUUGCCAUUGGGUGAUAGGUUCUUGAAAGCUGAUGGCUAUUACUCUAUCUGAAAAGGCAUAUUUUUAUAUACUUCAAUAUAAUAUUUUAUAUAUAGAUUGAUGCUUUAUUUAAAGAACUACAAUACCAUGUAUUUUUAUAUUGUCAACAUUGUUUUUUUUUUUCAUUGUCAAGUUUAAUUUCAUGCUGAAAGUGAACACCGGGCUUUGAUGGCACAUUUUAGGAAUUAAAAAAUAAAUAAAUAACACACCCUUCAGAUAUAUUGUACUACUAUACAUGUUUUAGCAAUUAUUCUUUCAUUUCCUGAACUGUAAUAUUUAUGUUGAUCAUUCAGAAUUGGUAUAUGUUCCGAUUGUCAUUCCAAAAAAAUAUGGAUAUCUAUUUUCUCACUCCAAAAUGCACAGAGAAAAAAAUGCUGAAAAUGAAAGUGCACAAACAUUCAUACUUCUCUUGUUGUAUCGGUGUGUGUGCCAGUGAUCGCAGGAGGCUCUGCAAAGCCGCAAAGUACAAGAACUUUAAAAAAAAAUAAAGAACAAAUAGCUAUAUUACUAUUAUAAGUAACAAUGUACUGUGUCUUAUUCGAAAGCUCCAUUAAAAUGAAACUAAAUGUAAGGUGCAUAUAUAAUGUUUGCCUCAGAUUUAUGAUUAAUAUUGGACAGAUUGAAGUGGUUUAUUUUCCUAUAACAGCAUAUCUUGAGGUGUUUUAUUCCUCUUAUCCACAGCAUUUUCCCUAAACUGACAAUUGCUUGUUAAUUUUAUUCAUUAAAGUAUGAAGAUGUUAUUCACCAAAUAAGAAAAUUAUUAGUGUGGGCAAAUUGCCAUGGUCUAAGAGGAAUAAAUCUGUUUAUUAUUACAUUUAAUGUUGUGGAAUGUCCGCGAAACAAUUAGUUCCUUUAAUGACCUACGUUAUAAUGGCUAUAUAACAUCCCAUCACCAGCAUUUCUUGCAUGUUACCAAGAAACUGCAGAACACAAAGUCUUCUGACCUAUAGACUUUCCCGUGUAGGGGGAAAAAAGUUACAGCUUUACCCCUGACUGUUACAAAGCACUGAAACUGGAGGCUCAUUCCAUAAAUGCUAGAUAAAUGUCU
Messenger RNA from Pangasianodon hypophthalmus (striped catfish), 2559 nucleotides. It is a transcript of the gene igfbp6b, whose product is annotated as insulin-like growth factor binding protein 6b. The transcript has 4 exons. The coding region runs from base 174 to 788 and encodes 204 amino acids. Gene Ontology annotation, biological process: regulation of insulin-like growth factor receptor signaling pathway. Gene Ontology annotation, cellular component: extracellular region. Gene Ontology annotation, molecular function: insulin-like growth factor I binding; fibronectin binding; insulin-like growth factor II binding. The record is from RefSeq and is a predicted model, not a curated record. NCBI's taxonomy places the organism in Eukaryota, Metazoa, Chordata, Actinopteri, Siluriformes, Pangasiidae.